AUGAAAGUUAUUUUGCUAUUACUUUUUCUUAGUAUUUAUACACAAGUUCAUCAUGCAAAUACAGAGGAAUAUUUAGAAAGCUGGCACGAAUCUGUUGGUAUUAAAAAUGCCAAAAAAAUCAAGGAAUAUGAAGAUAUAUUAUAUCAACGCAUUGUCGGAGGAGCGAUCGCACCACUUAACGCACACCCAUAUUUGGUUGGCUUACUAAUAGACUUAUGGGGAUCUCCCUCUUUGUCAGCCUGUGGUGGGUCACUCCUAACAUCUAACAGAAUCUUGACAGCUGCGCACUGCUGGUACGAUGGCAGAUUUCAAGCAAUGCGAUUCACCGCGGUCCUCGGUUCACCGUUCCUUUUUCAUGGAGGAUUAAGGAUCACACCGGACAGGAUUUCAGUCCACUCUCAAUACAAUUCGAGAACGUUCGCCAAUGAUAUUGCUAUGCUCUUCACACCGAUAAGAAUCGCGUACACGCAUAACAUUCAACCGAUAAGUCUACCUCACGGUGAAAUGUUGAAUGAGAGCUUUGAAGGCGAAUGGACCUUAGCGUCCGGGUACGGGAGGUAUUCCGAUAUAAUAAAUCCUUCGACGAACACUAUGGCAAGACACGUUUCACUUAAAGUGAUUCCUUUGGCUCAUUGCAGAGUUUUCUAUGGCAACAUUGUGCUAGACUCCAACAUUUGCACCAACGGAUAUGGAGGUGUAGGGAUCUGCCAAGGAGAUUCUGGAGGUCCUUUAAUUGUCAAUCGUGGUGGACAACCAAUUUUGAUUGGUGUCAGUUCAUUUGUGGCUCUCGAUGGUUGUGAAUUAGGAUUUCCAUCAGCAUUCGCUCGAGUUUCCACUUACAUCAAUUGGAUCCGUCAACUAUUAUAA
This is a messenger RNA of Diatraea saccharalis (sugarcane borer), 867 nucleotides long. NCBI's taxonomy places the organism in Eukaryota, Metazoa, Arthropoda, Insecta, Lepidoptera, Crambidae. The record is from the annotation of a GenBank genome assembly.